AUGAAGGCAGGCGGAUCGUUCGUUCUGCUGGAUGUGUCUGAGCCGCAAGACAGAUUGAAGAACGUCGUUUUGCACGUUAAAGCUGAAUACAUUCUGGCGUCAGCCCGCCAUGCAGAGCUGGCUGCUAACUUUGGCUUUAAAGCUGUACUAGCGUCACCUGAUGCCAUUUGGCCUCUAAAGCAGCUAGCUGCUCCUGUUCCACUCCAAACGGACCCUCCGUUUUAUGUGGUAUUCACUUCUGGUAGCGCCGGCAAGCCCAGUGUUGUUGUGACCCAUCGCAACUUCGCUUCCGGCAUGCACUAUCGAUGGAAUACCAUGUACAUACCGUCUAUGCAGGUGCUAGGCUUUUCUUCAUAUAGCUUCGACACCAGCAUGGAAUCGAAUCUGGGCCCUCUCAUGCUCGGUGGUUUUGACUGGAUUGCCUCCGAUGAGCUAUGCAUGAAUAAUCUAGUUGGGGCUAUUAGUACUACCAGGUCUAAUGCUAUCAUAAUAGCACCUUCGUCAGCAGCGCUAAUUUCUCCAGAGACUAAACUUGGGCUGAGCGGCUCAGGCGUGUCGUUGGGUACCGGCCGAAUGUGCGGUUACCGCUACGGGCAGAUUGUUAUUGGAAUGACGCUGCAGGAGAACAUUGGAUCUGCUUUUGGAGUUGAGACUGUUGCAGAGCUUUUGCUUGAGGGUCACAUGGUGGGUCGGGGGUAUGUCAACGAUCCGGAAAAGAAGGCCGCUGCAUUUAUUGAAAACCCACCUUGGCUCCUAGCAGGUGGGGGUAGAUAUCCGGGUCGGCGGGGGCGACUUUACAAAACGGGAGACCUGGCUUGUUGUGGUACUGAUGGUACACCCAUAAUGAUUGGGCAGAAAGACACACAGGUCAAAAUACACAGACAACGAGUUGAACUGGAAGAGAUGAAUAUUAUGUACACCGAGCUAUUCGUGACCUCACCGGUGCCGGAACCAGCGCUGUAG
Aspergillus tanneri is the source of this 963-nucleotide messenger RNA. RefSeq lists its product as uncharacterized. Gene Ontology annotation, biological process: secondary metabolite biosynthetic process; amino acid activation for nonribosomal peptide biosynthetic process. The transcript has 3 exons. The record is from RefSeq and is a predicted model, not a curated record. Lineage: Eukaryota; Fungi; Ascomycota; Eurotiomycetes; Eurotiales; Aspergillaceae. The coding region runs from base 1 to 963 and encodes 320 amino acids. Gene Ontology annotation, molecular function: phosphopantetheine binding. Gene Ontology annotation, cellular component: cytoplasm.